Messenger RNA from Bathycoccus prasinos, 1812 nucleotides. RefSeq lists its product with no specific name. Gene Ontology annotation, biological process: protein deubiquitination. Gene Ontology annotation, cellular component: cytosol; nucleus. Gene Ontology annotation, molecular function: cysteine-type deubiquitinase activity; cysteine-type endopeptidase activity. The transcript has a single exon. NCBI's taxonomy places the organism in Eukaryota, Viridiplantae, Chlorophyta, Mamiellophyceae, Mamiellales, Bathycoccaceae. The coding region runs from base 1 to 1812 and encodes 603 amino acids. The record is from RefSeq and is a predicted model, not a curated record.
AUGGGAGGCACGAACUCAAAAGCGCCUUCCUCUUCUUUGAGCGAUGGCGUUCGGAACUUAUCCUUCGACGAAGAGAGAACGACAGAGAACGGUUCGAGCGAGACGAGCAGCGACGACGACGAGCGGCGACACCGUUCGAACGAUUCUUCCCCGCGAAGUCGAAAACCAACGACGAAUACUACGACUCGCGGAAGUGGCGGUUCGAACGCGACUAAGAGCAGUACUCUUGCAUCAUCUGCGAACACUACGAACGGGUCUUCGAGUGCAAAGGCGUCUGGUGCCGACCGGAGACGAAAAGAUGAUAACGGUUCGAACGACGAGAACGAAAAGAACAAUCUGAAGAUGUCUGAUAACAGCGAAGAUACCAUCGCCUCGGGGAUGAAGACGAAUACGACGAGCGACAAAAACAAAGGCGCAUCAAAAGGCGUUGGAUUAGAAAAUUUCGGGAACACGUGUUACUGCAAUUCAGUGUUGCAAGCGUUGUAUCACUGCCAACCGUUUAAGAAGCUCUUGUUGGAAUACCACGCGACGCAAACUGAUUCGGACGCCAACUUGUUACUUUCGCUCGGCGGUUUGUUCGCGGAGAUGAGCAAGAAGGAGCAAAAAGCGUUGACGAGUUCGGCGAAAAGAGUUCCCGUGGUUGAACCGAAGAAGUUUGUCUCUCGGUUGAAGAAAUCGAACGAGUGUUUUAACUCGUACGAGCAUCAAGACGCGCACGAGUUUUUGAAUUAUCUCUUGAACGAGUGUUGCGAGAUUUUAGAGAGGGAGAGAGACGAGGUGAAGGAUAAUUACGAUUCGAAGAGGAAUUCGAGGAGGAGUGGAAGCAGCGCGGGCAGUGUAACGCCGAGAAUUUCGAGCGGUAGCGGUCGUCUGAGCGUAGAUGAAGGAAGCGAAGGUAACGACGUGGAUUUGAGGAACGUCGAAGAAGAGAGCAAGAGCGCCGCGAACAAGAACGGUGCGGAGAAGGACGCCGCCAACGCAUCGGCCGCGCUAACUAUGUCGAAUGCAGGUAGUAACACAAACAUCGGUGGCAUUAGCGACGCGUUAAACAUGCGUAAAAAAGCAUCCAGUAACAGCAAGAAAAAAGAAAAGCAAACGUGGGUCCACGAAGUCUUCCAAGGCGAAACCGUCAACGAAACCAGAUGUUUGUGGUGCGAGAACGUCACGUCGCGGUCAGAAUCCUUCCUCGAAAUCUCCGUCGAGGUAAAGCCAAACUCUUCCAUCCAACAGUGUCUGUCGGAUUUCUCUGCCAGCGAACUUCUCGGCGGCGAAGAUAAGUUCCAAUGCGAUUCGUGUUCGGGCUUACACGAAGCGCACAAACGACUUCUCAUCCGCACCGCGCCUUCAGUCUUAGCGCUCCACCUGAAACGUUUCAAAUACGUCGAAUCCGUCGGACGAAUGCAAAAACUUAACCACCGAGUCGCAUUUUCGCGCGAGCUGAAACUUCCCAACCUCUCCGCCGACUCCACCUCCUCCGACGACCUCUACUGUCUCUUUGCCGUCGUCGUCCACAUCGGCAGCGGCCCGAACCACGGCCACUACGUCUGCUUCGCUCGAACCUCUGGCUACAAAGCCAGCGGAGGUGGUGCCAGCGAACGGUGGGUCAUGUUCGACGACGAAACCGUUCAGGACAUGAACACGGAAGACUUAGAAUCCGUUUUCGGAAGUAAAGGUGUCGUCUCGGGAGGACAAGAAGGAGAUGAAGACGCAGGCGGCAGCGAACACGGGUACAUUCUCUUCUACCAAAAAGUCGCCCCCGACGGCGAAGACGAGGAAGAAACCUUCUUGGAAGAGGAAGCGUUUUUAGCUUAA